Messenger RNA from Bombus pascuorum, 1908 nucleotides. It is a transcript of the gene TfIIA-L, whose product is annotated as transcription initiation factor IIA subunit 1. NCBI's taxonomy places the organism in Eukaryota, Metazoa, Arthropoda, Insecta, Hymenoptera, Apidae. The transcript is spliced from 8 exons. Bases 160 to 1308 code for a protein of 382 amino acids. Gene Ontology annotation, biological process: transcription by RNA polymerase II; transcription initiation at RNA polymerase II promoter. The record is from RefSeq and is a predicted model, not a curated record. Gene Ontology annotation, cellular component: transcription factor TFIIA complex.
ACUGUUCUCAGUUCAUGUUAGAGUCAGGUGGAAUGGGAGACGUGUCCACAGUAUAUAAAAGAGCGAUGCUACCGCGGAUCGGCUUCUGAACUGGGGCUGAUUUAUUCGUUGGAUUAUUCCUAUUGUUUUUCUUAUUAGACAAUACGAAUUAUCCUCGCAAUGGCCCUCAGUCAGACAACUGUGUUAAAACUAUACAAUACUGUGAUAGAGGAUGUUAUAUCAGGUGUAAGAGAAUCAUUUAUAGAUGAAGGUGUAGAUGAACAAGUAUUACAAGAGCUCAAACAAAUAUGGGAAACGAAAUUAAUGUCUAGUAAAGCUGUUGAACUUAAUCCAGAUCCUCCAGAGCCUCAGGUUCCCCAAAUAAAUACGCACAAAGCUGUGCCUAUUAACAAAGGAGUAACUAUAGGAAAUCAUUUUGUACAACAAACAGGAGGAAAUUCUGCUCCUCAACAAGCAUCGCAACAACAGCAAUCACCUCAGCAAUCACAAACUCAGACACAAUGCCAUUCAACAACAACUGGUAUACAACACACUGGUACACCAGUACAGCAAUUAGUAACAUCAACGCCAGCAGUAAUGGACAGACAAGUACCUAUUCAAAUAACAUUGCCACCACAAACGGGCGUUCCUGAUGCUCCAUUAAGAGUUUUAACUAUUCAGGUUCCUGCGUCUGCAAUUCAAGGUAAUCAGUUGCACACAAUUUUAACAGGACCAGUUAUUACAGCUGCAAUGGGGCUGCCAGCAAAUCUAGCUUCCACAUUACUCCAGCAACAUGUUAAUUCUACACUACAGGGUCAAGCAACACUGACUCCACUUCAACUUGUUACACAAAGUGCAAACAAUGUUUCUCAGCGACCUGUUCAAAUUCAAGAGCAGGCAACAUUGACACCACUCCCAGUUAGUCAGCCUCUUCAAGUUGUUACACAAAAUGCAAACAAUGUCUCUCAGCGGUCUGUUCAAAAUCAGAACAAUAUAGCACAAUUAGAUGGUCCACUUGGAGAUUCAUCAGAUGACGAUGAAGAAGAGGAAGAAGAGGAUAAUGAAGAUGAAGAAGAAGACCUCGAUGAUAAAGAAGAAGACGAAAAUGAUGAAGCUGCGGCAAGAGAAGAGGAGCCGUUGAAUUCAGAAGAUGAUGUAACAGAUGAUGACCCGGCAGAUCUUUUUGAUACUGAUAAUGUUGUUGUUUGUCAGUAUGACAAGAUAACAAGGAGUAGAAAUAAAUGGAAAUUCUACCUCAAAGACGGAAUAAUGAACCUUAAUGGCAAAGAUUAUGUUUUUCAGAAAAUGAAUGGUGAUGCGGAAUGGUAAAUAAUAUGUAAAACUAUGGAAAUCAAUUUGGUAAUGUGUUCACGUGAAAUUGGUUCAAAAUUUACCUUUAGAUUUGUGCUCUAAAAAUUUUUUAAUUUCUUUAAUCAAGAUAUGCGAUACUUGUUUUAAAAUCUAUAUGACGCAGGAUUAGGCUCGAUUGGAAUUUCUACUUUUUUCUUUUUCUUUUUUCUUUUUUUUUUUUUUUUUUUUUAAAUGUGAAAAGUGAACUGAAACCUCAGUUAGUCAAUUGAAUAAAAAAUUUUUAUACUUAUUGAUCUUAAGUUUAAGAAAGAAUAUUAAUAAUAAACUCUUUUAUGCCUUUAAUUAAAAGAGAGCAUAAAGAUUUUGAAUUAAAAUAAGAAAAUAUUAGUCAUUUCAAAAUUCGUAUAAUUCAAAUUUAGUUUGAAGCAAAUAUCGUAUGAUCAAGAUUUCACUGUAUAAAAAGCUCAAUAAUCAAGCAAGUCUGGUAUUGUAUUUUGAACAGUCUCCAAGUUUUUUCAUGUGAGUUUACUAUGUAAAUAAAUUCUAAAGGAUUGCAAUCCACCAUAAAUAUGUGAUGCUCUUAACAAUAAAUGUGUCUUAUACUGUUAAAAACCUUAA